Molecule: messenger RNA, 896 nt
Organism: Larimichthys crocea (large yellow croaker)
Lineage: Eukaryota; Metazoa; Chordata; Actinopteri; Sciaenidae
Product: heat shock protein 30
Exons: 1
Coding region: 180-803 (207 amino acids)
Biological process (GO): protein refolding; response to heat
Cellular component (GO): nucleus; cytoplasm
Source: RefSeq, a predicted model, not a curated record
CCCAGUGGAGAGCUGUGGUAAUGACAGAAAGUUCCUGAAGCCUCUGGAGCUCCUCCAGUUAGAAUAUAAAAGCUGGGACAGUCCCACUGCUGAGACAGAAAGCAACACAGAAGAGAACAGACACUUUAACAGUGUUUCAUCUGACAACAAGAGGACUCAACACUAAACACACAGUGAAGAUGCUGUGCUCUCAUGGAUUCCAGUCUGCCCUCAGUCCAUUCAUGGACUUCUACUGGCCUGUACGCAGUCUGUGGCCAGAGGUCAAACCUCUGCUCCACCAGCAGGAUGUACUGCAGAGAAACCUUCAGCAGCUCCGCAGCAGUCUGGAGCUGAUGGACAAACUUCAAAACAAGAUCCUGGAGGAGACGGAGCCUUUCCAAACCAGUUUGGCUGUGCAACCGGUCUCCUACCAGCUGGAGAAAGAGGGAGAGCAUUUUGGUCUGACCCUGGACACUCAGGGCUUUUCCCCAGAAGAGCUGUCUGUGAGGCAGGUGGGCAGGAAGCUGAGAGUCAGCGGGAAGACAGAGAAGAAGCAGGAGGACGAGAAAGGCUGCUACUCUUACAGACGCCAGGAGUUCAGACAGGAGUUUGAUCUGCCUGAAGGCCUGAACCCUGAAGACAUCACCUGCUACCUGGCUCCAGACGGGAAGCUCCACAUCCAGGAGGCCAAAGCUCCACAAGUUGAGGAGGCUGAGAGAGAGCUGACUAUCAAGAGGAGCCUGGAGGAGAAAACACAGCAGAGUGUGUGUUCACACACAGAAGACAGCAGCAACACACAGGACAAACCUGAAGACACGGACUAAUCUACAUGUUAUAACUGUGUUUUUUAAAUAUGUGGUUUAUACAAGUGUUAAAUAAUGAUCCUAUGACUUUUUUAUGUUAACAGUUCACUAUAA